Helicoverpa armigera (cotton bollworm) is the source of this 672-nucleotide messenger RNA. Its product is annotated as acyl-coenzyme A thioesterase 13. The transcript has 3 exons. NCBI's taxonomy places the organism in Eukaryota, Metazoa, Arthropoda, Insecta, Lepidoptera, Noctuidae. Gene Ontology annotation, molecular function: fatty acyl-CoA hydrolase activity. Bases 110 to 538 code for a protein of 142 amino acids. The record is from RefSeq and is a predicted model, not a curated record.
CUGGCUAAUGAAAUUGGAUUAUGUCAAUAACAGCUGAUGAAUUAUAACCUGUGAAUAUGAAUACAAUGUAAAUACAGCAGAUAAACCUUUAUUUAAAUAAUUUAGCAGAAUGGCGAGCAAAGGUGUAGCAAUUGCCGAACUGUUUACCAAAGCCGUUGCCACCACUAAGUGCUUUGACCAAAAUCUUCGUAAGGUGAAGGUGGUAUGCUGUGGAGAUGGUAGAAUGGUGACAGAAUUCCAAGUAGGUCCGGAGCAUUUGAACCAAAGAGGUACACUCCACGGUGGGUUCAUUGCUCACCUGGUGGAUGCAGUCUCCACUUAUGCGUUAACCACUAAUGAAAAGGUGGAUACGAGAGGAGUGUCUGUAGAACUUAAUGUCAGCUACAUGUCUGCAGCCCGAGAAGGUGACAAUGUGGAGGUUGAAGCCAUCACAAAAAAGAUCGGCAAGAAGAUAGCCUUUUUAGAAGUCCAAGUUAAAAAUAAAGAUAAGAAUCAAUUGCUGGCAACCGGUAGACAUACCAAAUAUAUAGGAAUCUAAAGCAAUAAACUUAUGUAGAUAAAAUCCUGCAAAAGUAUCCAUCUGUCUUAAUGUAGCCAGUAGCUCUUACACGCCAAAACUACUGAACCGAUUUAGAUGAAUUUUGGUACGUAGUCUAUACCCUGAGAUAGGAC